This is a messenger RNA of Ochlerotatus camptorhynchus, 3007 nucleotides long. RefSeq lists its product as uncharacterized. The record is from RefSeq and is a predicted model, not a curated record. The coding region runs from base 267 to 1850 and encodes 527 amino acids. NCBI's taxonomy places the organism in Eukaryota, Metazoa, Arthropoda, Insecta, Diptera, Culicidae. The transcript is spliced from 6 exons.
UCUGUCGUGUAUUGUAAAGGUAGCAAACAUUCAGGCGCUGCAUAGUGGAACCCGUUUUUUCUCCUUUUCCUAUCGGACUUUACAAGUGGACCAGCUAAAGUGAGAAAAAUCUUCACAAAACAGGAAGUACUCGAUUUCCGAAUUUGUUGUAUCGGUGAUUGAGCAAAUGAUACUGCGAGGAUAGUGCAGAAAACGGUUGCAGACCCGGAAAGAAAAGUGGAUUAAAUUUUCUUCUCAUCUCCAUCAUAUAUGAAAGAGGAUUAUGAAUGUGGACUAAAUCAAUUAAUAUCGAGGUGAUAGUAAUCUGCUUUCUAUCGAUCAUCCCAUGGCCUGGUCCGAGCGUGUUCAAGAUAUCCUGCUCCCGCGACAGCUCCCGAGUAGUGCGCAAGAUAGUCCAAUCGAAAUGGCUGCCCAUACUGGAGAAGUACCAGGUCAAACUGCCGCUGGAAUGUCCGUUUCAUCCGUUGCGCGACAUCUUCGGACCGCAGCAGGUAGCCAAGAAGCAGAACCGCCCGAGCCAGUGGACCUGCGAUCUGUGUGGUAAAAGUUUCUUCGAAGAGAAACACCUCGAUAUGCACUUUGAAAACCGUCACAAAAGCAACAUCAACAUGGCGGAGGACGCCGUCUGCCUGGCGGACUAUUGCGACAUGAUGCGCUGCGAGGUGCUGAUUGCCAAGGACGCAACCCUAUCGUUCGGCGGCGACCCGAACAUGAUGUCCACCGAUAUCGAGGUGUGGAACGAAGCGACCGCCUACCGAACCGCACUGUCCACGGCGGGUCCGCGGGAUUUGGCAAAGGUGCCAGUGAGGAAAUCUCUUCUUCCAAAAAUCCUACAAACGAUAAAGAAUGACAUCCUCAGCGAGCGGAAGCCACCGAUGUCGGCGCUGAGUGCGAAGGGGUUAUCCAAUUGUGAUGCCUCUGAGAAGCGAAAGUCUCGUGCGAGGGAGCAUUCCGGCAGUGAUGAUGAUCACGGUGUGGAGAUUGAUGACGAAGAUGACGACGAUGAUGAGGACGAUGAGGACGAAGAUGAUGAGAGUGAUAACGAUAGUAAUGCGACGGCUCAAUGCGAGCAGAAUCUGGUGGACUCGUCGCUACCGCCGGUCGAUCGGAAACAGCAGAAGCUAUCGGAAAUGCAACGAAUGAAGGCCAACUGCAAGACAGAGGAGUUGGAUCAACUGAAGACGCGUUGUGAAAUCCUCGUACGGGAUUGUAUCGUAGGGCUGCUGGUUCAGCUAUCCUUGGAAGAUUUCAAGAGUAUGGAAGAAGAGAUGAAUCGAGCCGUGUGUUGGUACUUGACGUGCGAAAGGUACUGGGAAGAUGGCCCUCUGGACCAGAGACCAUUCCCAUGGGGACUGGUGUUCGUUCUGGUGAUGGUGUUGUCUUUGGGCGUAUGUCUGUGCUACUAUAUUAUAUGGAUACUGUUUGACGAAGACCACAGUCCGGUGGCGAGUAACCAGAUAACGGCUCAUACGAGCCCUAUCCAUGGACGACACUAUUUGCAGCCACAGUCGGCUAGCAUCUACCAUCUGCAGGACGGUGGUCAUUCGGCCACAAGUCUGAACAGUUUGGGUCAGAUAUCGGCAACGGCAGGCGUAUCAAGUGGAACCGACUUGCAGCAUACGCCGCAGAUCCACGCCACACAGGUGCCAUACGGGGACGAAGGUGGCUACGGGUAUGCAGCCGGUAGCGGUGGAACCGCCGUCGUGACCGAUGGGGCUGCCAGUGCUGGAACCACAAUGGCCGGUGGCGCCGAGUUGGGCCAGAGCGAACAUUACAUCUAUGUGACGUACCCGCCAGAACUGAAACGAAGACUACUAGAAAGCUGCUACAAUAGAACGACCCGUCUAUGAAAUUAGAUUGAAUACCAAUGAACUUAUAAACAAACCAAACUAAGAGAAAAGACAAAGAUAUUAGUAAAGCAAAAAUCACCCCAAUUGGGGGUACACCUACACAAACUUCAAGUAGUCCAACAAAAAUAAAACUUUGGAAUGAAUACAAAAUCACUGACUAGUAGUUACCGAAUUUGUACGACUAAUUGUAACGAACUCAAAUCACUACUACUGACAUGCAAGUGUUUACACAUAGAGUCUGAUGGAAGAGGAUAGACAUUUAAUGAGAUGAAAUCACAACGACUGUGGCUUUGAAAAAAAAAACCUUAGAAUGCAAUGGCUUUAACUAAGCAAAACUCUUUUGUAAGAAUCAUUCCGAAGGGAGAAUCACCUGCAUUCGUAUGUUUAGCACAAAUUUGUUACCCUCUUUACGAUGCCUAGAUCGUUUGGAUAUGUUAGUAGGAUCACCUCAACCAAAGAUAUUUGAAUUUUAGUUUUCAACAACUUAGAUCUUUUCCUAGUUUAUAGAAAUCCGUUUGUUUAAACUACUCAUACUUAAACUAAGACCAAGCCGAAAGGCAUUUAGGUUCCCAUCAUCGAAUACGAAUAGCUAAUCCAAAGCCGCGACCUUCGAAUUAUCUUUCUACAACUAUAAAAGUACAAACCGAGCGCUACUAACGAUAAAACAAAACUUAAUCAUGAAUCUCGAAAGUCUUGCUUCAAAAUUAUCAAGUUACACAAACCAAACCGCGAUUUGUCAUAAAAUUUCUACGAACGAUCACUUUUUAAAUGCGCCCUUUAAACUUAACGUAUAGUCUAAUUUCAUAGCUACUAAUUCGGCGAUUUAUUUUUCGCCGUACCAAGCUGAAUACUAACAAACAAACAAAACUGAUGGUUGAACCGAUAGCUGUAGGAAAUGGAUAAUCAAUUUUUCAAAUUUGUAUCAUAUAGAGAAAAGAAACUUACCCGUACGUAUGAGAGUAGAAAAUACAGAUAGUAUUGGUUUUCCCUUAACCUUUAUUCUUUUAAAGAAAAAAAAACUCUAUUUCAUUAAUAUGAUGCAAUAGUGAACCUAGUCAUAGAAACCAAGUUCUAGUAUUAUGAAAGUUACUAAAGCAACAAAAGGAAGCGGAUGUGGAUUAAGUAAUUCAACGCAUGAAUAAUAAAAAUUUAUAAAA